GUGUUUCAAUGGGCUAGCUGUGAACGUACCGCGGUACCGGUAUGUUUUGAAACGCUGCUUGUUUUCGGUGCAUUCCAGCUGAGCGGAGUACCGAGUGAAUCUCUGUAAAAUCUUCUAAAGAAAGGUAGGCGCAGGGCCAUAGAACCUUUGUGUUGCCUUUUGCUCAUCUGAAUUAACCUCCAGCUCCACUUCUCAACCUACUUGGCAGCUGUCUUAACUCCUAUCAUACACAUUGCUCGAGCAUUGAAGAACGGCCAACGCUGCAUGGCGGCAACUGCCAAGCCGAGUGUGGCCAGUCUAACUUGAUGUGACCUUGUGCUUUGUACUGUCAAGGCCAGUCUUCAGUCCCUCAGAGCGAUCACAGAUUCUACAUCCCACCACGGCUCUGUGGAGUGUUCACCAACCUUAGUGCCCAAGCAGAUUGUUCUUCAUGCCACUAGAAUGGCGCUCCCUUUAUGUCAGCAUUGGCUACCAGUGUUCUUCAGUUUGGAUGGUGAUUUUAUAGUGGAGGAGUCUGAAAGUGGUGUAAAACUAAAUCAUAAAUAGCAAAGAUACCCUAUCCCUUUGAGGUUAUUAUCCACAUUUUUAUUCUUACCGACCAGUGUCUUUAAGAAGAUAGUUAUAUGUUUACUUGUGUGUAGGAGUUCAGGCUGAUGACAUCAUGGGGCGUCAUUCGCUUGCUCGCAUCGCCCAUCCGUGCAGGAAAUGCUCUGAAUGUACAUACUGUGGCAAAAAGGCGGAGGUUGAGCUUAAAUCUUUUUUUCAUAUUGUGAACUGGGAGGAGAAUGAUAAAGACACUCUUCUGAAAGACUUUGGUCUCGGUAGUGAUUGCUGCCUAUGUAACAGAUGUCGUAUUGAAAUUCGGCAGAGUAUGAAGGGACAUGUCAAGAAAUCAAGGAAGAAGCAGCGUCCUCCCUGCUUUCUUUCGAGGUAUCAACUUUGCGACGAAGAUAGCUGCACAGAAACGCAAGAAGAGUGGUCUCGAGUUGUCGCGACAUUUAAUCUCCAGGAAGCGACUCAAACAGAGGUCCCAUCUACACUUUCGCUGUGUCAAGGCCAUUACAGGAAGCUGAUUGACUCCAGGAAAGUAAGGUGCAGCAAGUGCCAACAUUUGAUCCGCGGAAGGAAAAGAAAGUGUCCGAAGCCAGAUGGCAUAAAUGACUUAAAUAAAGAAAUUGGAAUUCAUUCCUCUCGGAUGGACAAGAGCGUUGUCUGUUCUGUAUGCUACCAUCAGUGUAGGCGAGAGAUUUUUCGUCACCAGAAACUGAAGACUGCCUCAACGAUUCAAGAUCUAAAGGAAAUUGUCACUUCUUACGAAGAGAUGGCAGAAACCACAAAGGAUGAGGACUUGGAGACCUAUGCAUCAGCUAAAGCUGUUGUAUUCGCUGGUCGACAGUUCCUGAACAACAGAGCAGUUUUGCUGAAAGAAAUCCAGAAGAAGUACCAUCAAUACUGGCAAGAAACUGAAAGUGAAUGUCGGACACAAGAACUUGGGCCAAAUUCGAAGACAAACCAGUCGAUGAUGCUUGACCUUAUUGUAGCAUAUGGUCAUCAUCUGAUAUGUGUGACAUCCAGAAUUAAGUUACAUGGAACCAUGGUGAUGUGGAAAGGCUCUGAUGUUACAUCCAUGCUUCAUACUGUCUUGUACGAACAAUUGACUAAUAAGACAGCGGAAGCAACAUCAACAUCAUCCGUGCCAGUGAAGAUGGACCCUGAAUCCGUGUCAGAGAAGAUGGACCCUGAAAGUACUUCAAGCAACCAUGUUUUGUCUAAAGCUGCCCAAUUAGGUUGGGAAUAGCAUCGUCAAGGACAACACUUGAUGCCCAUAAGAAUGCUGCUAUAAGGACAGACUUAAAUACCACGCGAAGGAAGCGUGACGCAGCUGCCGCUGCUUUUGCAUCUGUGGGCAAUGUAGACAAAGGAUCUCCACAUGCAGUUGUAACUGCAGAUGGCAAACCUAGGAGCGUUCACGGGACGAGCUACCAAAUUUUCCCUCAGCCAACCCAAAAUGUUGAUUUUGGAGAUGAU
Strongylocentrotus purpuratus (purple sea urchin) is the source of this 2028-nucleotide messenger RNA. RefSeq lists its product as uncharacterized. NCBI's taxonomy places the organism in Eukaryota, Metazoa, Echinodermata, Echinoidea, Camarodonta, Strongylocentrotidae. The transcript is spliced from 4 exons. The record is from RefSeq and is a predicted model, not a curated record. Bases 662 to 1798 code for a protein of 378 amino acids.